AUGGAGGCAGGGCCCCCUCAUAGACGUUAUACUAUCUUGCUGCAACGAGCAGCAGCAAGAGACAGGCCGCUUAUUGAGUCGCCUGAAGGUGCUGCAGCAGCAGAUGCAGCAGCAGCAGCAGAUGCAGCAGCAGCAGCAGCAGCAGAUGCAUGCGUUCUUACCAAGGAGGACCUGCAGGGUUCGCUGCAGCGAUUGACCAAUGAGCCUGGCGGUCUCCUUAUUGGCCGUGCAGCAGCAAAAGCCCGUGAAAAGGCUCGAGCAGCAGCAGCAGCAGCAGCAGCAGGAGCAGCAGGAGCAGCAGGAGCAGCAGGAGCAGCAGGAGAAUCAGCUGCUGCUGAUAGUACCUCAAUCAAGGCACCAACACCUCCUGCUGCUGCUCGUGCUCGUGCUGCUGCUGCUGCUGCUGCUGUUGAGUCUCCUGCUAGACUCCAACAUAAGCAUAGAAAGAGAAUAUUAUUAGAGGAAGGAUGGAGUCUCCUGCACCGCAAAGUUGGGGCCCUCAGGGACCUUAAAUACUGGCUGUAA
Molecule: messenger RNA, 525 nt
Organism: Eimeria maxima
Lineage: Eukaryota; Apicomplexa; Conoidasida; Eucoccidiorida; Eimeriidae
Exons: 2
Coding region: 1-525 (174 amino acids)
Source: RefSeq, a predicted model, not a curated record